UUCUUCUCAUGGGCGGUGUCAAAAUUCAGAUUGUGUUACUUCCGGGACGAAGAAUGGGUUGACGGAAAGUGAGGAAGGACAUUUCGCGUGUAUGAUGCACACACGUGAAACACACGAAUACAAGGUUUAAUGUUAAAACUUGUGUUAUUUUUCAAAAAAUGAGUGUAGCAAGAGAUCUACACGGCGGAGAGGCGGACGAUGAUCGUUUUUUCCUCGAUGAAGUUCUGAACAAGUUGUAUGAUUUCGGUGGUGGAGAACACAAAGGAUCGAAGAAGUCUCAGAAAAGGAUAAACGUUGCUAAAGAUUACAACGCUGAUAAUGAGAAUGAUGCUGAGGAAAACACAGAUACUAUCAGACAUGACACAGAUUCAGAGCUGCCCAUGACAAACUCAACUAAACAAUCCAGUGUGGAGGUUGUUACAUUUAUUAAUCCUCUGAAGAAAAACAAAUUAUCAAAGGCUGUUGAACCAGCAAAGAAGGCUCCUGUUGUCAAAGAAAAGAAGAAAAACUUCACAGAUAAGAAACUAACGAUAGAAAAGGCCCGGUUUGAGGUUCACAGGUUUGGACUGUCAGGGUAUGAGAAGCAGCAGCAGAGAGUCUUUGAGCAGGACAGAGCCAUCAUGCUGGGAGCCAUACCCCCUAAAAGGCAGUAUGUUAACUACAAAGAGUAUCAACGAAACAUAAGGAUACAGAAGAGGCAAGAGAGAAAAGGACAAUCCGAAUCACAGAACAAAAAAACGAAAAAAGGAAAACCAAGGAUUGAGAAAAGUAAAUCCUCCUCUAGUGUAAAGCUUGGUGGACAAGUGGGACGCUUCAAAAAUGGAAUGCUGGUCUUGAGCUCCAAAGACAUUCAGAAAUUAAAAGUUAAAGCCAAAAAGUAACAGCCAAUUGGCAACAGAAAACCUGAGCUCAUUUGAAAUGUAAGAGCAACUACAUAGCAACAUGUUAAAAAACACCUUCACAAAACCCUCAAUAGCCUAGCAUCAUAGUAGGUACACACAAUUUCUUCAGGAAGUGUAAAACUGUAGUUUUAUUUUAUUCACCCAAGAAUGAUUUUUUUUUUUUUUUUAAUACAAUUUAAGUCAUGUGAAAAAGAACACAGAUGAGAUACUUUGAAUAAAGACACAUGAAUCGGU
Ctenopharyngodon idella (grass carp) is the source of this 1136-nucleotide messenger RNA. It is a transcript of the gene fsaf1, whose product is annotated as chromosome 20 C1orf131 homolog. NCBI's taxonomy places the organism in Eukaryota, Metazoa, Chordata, Actinopteri, Cypriniformes, Xenocyprididae. The record is from RefSeq and is a predicted model, not a curated record. The transcript is spliced from 7 exons. Bases 159 to 881 code for a protein of 240 amino acids.